CAGUCCGUUUGAAAAUGGAGCAAUUCAUUUAAAUUACAAGCUACCAAAUGGUCCCGAUGCAAAAUGUCAGACAAGGGACGACGGUCGUCCAUGGCUCACAACAGGAGUCGCACAUCUAACCUUAUAUAUGAUAUCUAUCAUAAGGCUCAAAAAGUCUAUUUCAGCGGAAGUGACCCCUUCGACACACUUCGAAAAAGAAGGCAGAAUACUUUGGUUUCGCUCUGCCAGCAUGGACGCUAACACGGAAACGGUGAAGGAGCGGUCUCUCGCGUGGGACAAUUUAAUCACAAAAGACAUCAUCAGGCACCAAAAGUCGGCGCAGACGGACACGCCGGCGACGGAUGCCGUCGCGACGGCCGAGGCCGGCGUCGAAGCGGCGGCCGACUGGGAGGAACGGCUGGCGGCCCUGUUGGAACUCGCGGAUUCGCGAGCAAAGGAGGAAGAUCGACUGGUCCGGCGGCAGCAGCGUGAAAAUGCGGACAGACAGAGGGAUGUGGCGCAAGGGCAGAAGAAGAAAGCGGCGAACCAGCGACAGCACCAGGCUCUGGUGGAGAAGCUCAACUCUGUGCGUGUGAAGCUACAGCUGAACAACUCCAAAACCACCCGCAAGAAUUUCCAGUCCAAGAAGAGGGAAAUCGGCGCCGAAAAAGCCCGCGCCGAGGACGAGAGAAACAGGCUGUCCAAGGAACUUGAGGAAAUCACCGCUAAGCUGUCAGAGUUGACGCAAGAGCACCGGGAGGAGAAGGGCCGCUGGCAGGAGGAGCUGGAGGAACUAAAGAAGGAGCUGGACAAAGUCCGCCGAGAGGCCGAAGACGGCGAGCGCGCCGCCUUGCGAGACCAGAUCCGAGCCGUAGAAGCGCAGAGAGACCUCGCCUCGGAGCGCGUACGAGCCUGGCUUAUGGAGGCGUCGGCGUACGUGUCGUCGCUGCGGCCCGCCGACCGCCAGGAGAAGGCCGACUGGGCCGACAAGGAGGCGGCGGUACGCAGAAACCACGCCGAGCUCCAGGACUGCUUCCAGGACAACUUGGCCAUGUUGCAGAAAGGACACGAAUUGGAGUCACUGCCACGCAUCAAUGUGCCCGCGCUGCCGUAUAUACCCACGGCCGAGCUGAGGUUGAAACAUAUGAUAUCGCGACUUCCUGCGGCGCCGCCUCCGAGGUUUUACAGGUUGCCGCCCCCUUUUCACCCCCCCUUGCCGUACUACGCCAGACCCCAGUUCUACAUGUCACCCCCGCCGCACGCGAUGGCGAGGCCGCCUUUCAUCCGCCCGGCGCCACCGCCGGCCUACCCCAUCGUUCCGGCCCAAGCGCCACCGCCGGCCUACCCCAUCGUUCCGGCCCAAGCGCCACCGCCGGCCUACCCCAUCGUUCCGGCCCAAGCGCCCGCCGCUCCUUCCGGCACCUUGGACAAGGUGUUGGACAAGCUGGAGGCGCGCUUCCCGCAUUGCACUAGGGUGCAGCUGACGCACCUGCUGCAGCAGGUGAAAAGCAGCCGCGGGACCCUCGCGGGUAUGUUGUUCGACGAAAUGGCGGAGAAGGUAGGCCUGCUCCUGACGCGGGUCGACACGCGUGCUGCGCCGGCCGCCGCGCCGUGCAAGUUGUGCCUGAUGUGCCAGAAAAGCGUGGACCACGAAAGCCGCUACCCGUUACCCUGCGCCCACGCCAUCCACAAAGACUGCAUCCGUGUGUGGAUCCAGUCCAGCGGCAGGAACUCCUGCCCUUUCUGCCCCAAUGUGUGCGCGCGCGCUAACGCGAUAUGACUCCGCCAGCUUUUUUUUCAGAAUGGAUAAAUCCUUUAGAUUGUUAGUGUUUUCAUUGUAUUUGAACUGACCGAAUGCUUAACAUUUUCCCCCAAAAAACUGUUUGACGGACCGUUCAAUGCGCACGGAAUAUUGUGUUGUACAGUAUAUCUUUAUGUACAUCAAAUCUACCAAAUAAAAUAUGACUCCCCUCUAGGGGUGACAAAAGAAGGAUUUGAACCGGCAUUAUUAUUUGAAUUGGCAGAUUUAGAUGAGUUGGCCAAAUGGCAGCACGCUUGACUUGUUUGUAGAUGUUACUGCUAACAGUGGCGUAAAAGUAAAUUCCUCAAAUGUUUAGCCCUUCUUCUGACAUUUUCCACGAGCGGUCGAUUCGGCGAGCGUAGCGUAGCUUAACGGCAUCCUGCGGGAACGGCGGACAAACACGCUAACAAGGUGUUCUCAUGCUCGCCGUCAGCCGCAAUCGACCGCGACGCCCUUCCCGAAGGAGGCCGCUCGCUCUGCAACAAAAAUGUACUUGGAUGUCGCCCCCUGUCGGGCACCGGUGGCCUUUUUGCAUUUGGCUCACCUCUUUUUCUAAAAGGUUGUUUUGAUCAACAUCCAUCAUAACCGCCCUUACAUCAAUUAAUGCCGUCGACGGCGGGGAGGAGGGCACCCCUCCCUCCGAUACACAGUCACUUUCAGACCCCCCCAUCAUCCUACUCCCCCGGCAUUAAAGUCCUGUCAUCCUGGCUCGGCCCCCCAGCGCAGAGCUGUCAAUUAAAUGUGAUUGACUGGCUAACAGCAGCACAUAAAUACAAAAAAAAAACAACAGACGUGAAAAUCUAUACGCACCCAAGCCCGCCGACCUGCCCGAUAUCGUCGUCCCGCCCCUCGCUGAACACAACCAAUUAGCAGCAAUGUCUGACCCCAAAAACCUCUAAGUGCUGUCCAAUAAACAGGUUGUCAUUUAGAACUAUCACGUUAAGCAUUACUACAAGUGAUGGCCGGUUUCAUUGUCAUCGCGCUGACGAUAAGGCCGUUGUCGUCUUCUAGCGGUGGGCUAACGAUUAGCGAGCGCGGCCCCGCCUUCGGAUCGCGACGUGAAAACUGAACCGGAGUCGUUUUGCGCGCCAGAUGAAAAAUGCUUUCGCCCUCGCAGAUCUUUGAAAAGCCCACCGAGACGUUCGCCGAGCCGCUAAAAGCCGGCGAGACGGAUGCUCCGAGCCGAUCGAGCUCGCCGCUCGUUUUAAGGCGUCAAAAAGAUCCACUUAGUGAGCCGGAUGGAUGACGUCCGCCUGGGAAAUUGGCCUUUAAUACUGCCCCCCUCUACUCCCACGGGGGCCCUAAUGGGUGCGGGCCUAAUGGUGCCCUCCAUCACGCGCAAAUAUGAAAAGUGACAAUUAGCCAAACGAGCUUUAGCGUGGUGGGGGGGCAACAUGCUAGUUUUCAACAUUGACACCUGUGGGGCUGAGGGGAAGGUGCACAAAUUAAAGUGAUGAAUUUCACCUCAUGGAUUGGCCAACACUUAACUUAUGGGCCGCCACUGCAUGACGGCUACAAACAUCCAGUGGAUGGGAACCGGAAGGGCCGGCUUGUCCCAAGCGUUGUUGCUUAAGUGACAGCCUUCAUUGAGUCCCUUGAAAAAAAUUUCAUGAGUAUAGAAUGCAAUCCGUCUUCAGAUGAAAUAUUAAAAGUGUCCUAUUGAGAAAUGUACAGCCUGCGCAGACAUGAAGUGGCAGUAUGCACCUGAAAGUCGCUUGCAAUCUGCCUGUUUGAAUUGUUGUGCAUACAGCUAACAUUCAACUGAUGAAAUGGUAAAUGGUGUUAUACUUGUAUAGCGCUUUUCUACCUCUCAAGUGAAUUGGUGAUUUGUGUCAGGUGCUGUUAAUCAAUAAAUGGCCACUUGCCUCGGCGUGUGUCGAGUGUGCGCAAGCCAGUCAAGCUUGAACCCGAGACUACAGUGUUUUAUUUCCUGUCUAAUGCUUUAGUCGGUUUUCCAGUCCUACUAAGAUGGCAGUCGUCUCCUCCACAAUUUGUUCUUUGGGCUCAUUUUCAUAUUGUGAGAUUCCUCUAAAACAACUAGCAUUUGACGGUUAGUGACUCACUUCUCUGACGUCCAUCGGCCCCUUCCAACCGUAGUGCGACACGGCUCCUGUACACAACGGUUGGGUGAAUAAAACUACGAUAUCAUACCCAUCAUUUACUUCAAAAGAAUACGAUCUCUUCGCAAAGUCACGGAUAAGGUUGCCGUUGAGUACAAACAACAAUUACAUCGGCUGGAGCCUACAAGUAGCUUAGCUUAGCCUAGCUUGUGCGUAAUGACUCCGACAAGUAGGGGGGAAAAAAUCUAUAACGGAAAUAGGCUUGUUUUGUUGAGGGGAAAAAAGGUUUGCUUUUUUUAUGGCGGGAAUGGGCUUCCAUAUCAUGGACUGUAAACCCUAAAUUCAGACAUGUAAAAACAUGAUUAUUCAACUCACAUGCCAGACCAUCUGAAAAAUAAGGAAUUUAUAUGUAUGUUAUGUAUGUUAAAAUGUAAACCAAAAACUUAUACAGGGUUUUUCAGAAAUCUAU
Corythoichthys intestinalis (scribbled pipefish) is the source of this 4309-nucleotide messenger RNA. RefSeq names its product ring finger protein 214 (gene rnf214). The transcript is spliced from 7 exons. Lineage: Eukaryota; Metazoa; Chordata; Actinopteri; Syngnathiformes; Syngnathidae. The record is from RefSeq and is a predicted model, not a curated record. Bases 128 to 1759 code for a protein of 543 amino acids. Gene Ontology annotation, molecular function: ubiquitin-protein transferase activity.